UGCAAUUUCCCUCUUCUCUGAGCGGCCAUCAGCUUCGCCCAGCCAGCGAGCCCAAGUUUGGCGAAGGCAUGACGACGAGCGGUUAACAGCCUUUCGUGACGUCCGCCAUCAACCUCACUUUUGGCCUACUUGUCACAUCUCUAGCUCUCUAUCACAUUGCGGACUUCAAACCGCUCGAUGAUACGGGCGCCGCUCAAUAUCAUCAGGCAGGAGCCACAUUCACGCUGUUCCUGCAUUCACAAGCUUUGCAAGUUCGGGCGGCUACGACGAUUCACUUUCAGUCCUCGUAAUCCGACUUCAUCCGGCUUCAAAUCUCGAACUUCAUCUUCACGAGCCCUGCCGCCGUCAUUGAUUUCUAGGCUCCGACACACGUGUCACCAUGGGGGCCUCAACUACACCAAGCACCCCGAUCUCACGUCGUGGGCUCCCUGUCACUCCUAAGAGCAAGCUACGAACACCAGGGAGCAGAACGGUGUCGCCCAAAACCGGAUCGCCUAGAAAAUCGGAAAGCCCGGUGUCCAUCAAACAAGCCCGGCGAAACUUCAUCGAGCACCUGGAAAUCUGGUCCUUGAAUCGGCGCGCGAACUGCAGCUUUUCUGGGAAGAUAUCACCCCAAGCGCCAGAUUGGCGCUCUGAGAAGCCUUACGCCCUGGGGGAACCAGUUAUAUGCGAGCUCCUACCUCACGGUGAGACAGCGCCCAUCAUUAUAGUGGUCCGCCUUUUCCCUCUACUAAAUCAAUUCAAAUACCGCAUGACAAUCCGCUGCGGGAGUGGAUGGGAGGACGAGCGAACUUGGUUUCUACGACAGCAUCGGAAAUAUCAGACGCGAGCUCAGAAUCGGAACCGCUGUGGUUCUGUUACACGAAGACGACCACGCCUUGCGUCCGAUGAAUUCCCUGUUACUGUGCGUCCGCUGUUUAACAAAUUCACAUUACUACCUAUCGAGCUGCAACAAUGGAUAUUUGAGCUCGCGAUGGGAAAUGGGGAGGAGGUGAAGCCACACAGUUCUCGUCAAAGCAGAGCAGUAGGGCGCCCGGUAGAUGAUGUCUCUAUCGCCAAACUCCUGACCCUCUCCCGUUCCAUCAACUGCCACAUCACCCCAUGGUUCUUCCGCACGACAACCUUCCACUUCGGAACGCAACACCUCACCACGUUCCUGCGUCAAAUCGGACCCAUCAACCGCAGCGAGCUUCGCAAGCUCUCCUUCUCCUUUGGCCGAUAUGCGCUCAUUCAUGUCUUACGAUUCUUCACGCCAAACCAAGUCUUCGAAUUGUUCAACCCGCUACUGACCCCUCAACAGCACUUCUGGCGUGUCUUGCUUCAAGAUAGCAUGCGUGAGCUCAACCUUGCCGUCUUGACCAUUAAGGUGGACCACAUUAUUAAGAGAGACGUGUCAGCGAUCGAGAAGAGCUUGGUCACUUCGUUUGGGAGUGUUGGUCGGGUGAAGUUUGAGAAGAUGGGAAUGCAGAUCGAAGCGGCGAGUUACAGAGGUGGGAAGGAGUUUGAGAAGAAGACUUGGUAUCAGCAUACUCAAGACAUCUUCGAACGAUACUGCCAAGGCCGCGAGUCCGAUAAGAUUUUCGGAAAAGCCCAGCUGAAGGGUACGAUUGAGGACCUCGAGACGAAGAUGCAGGAUGACUUAGAAUUCUUCCACACCUAAAGGUCCUACGGACUCGUGGCUGAUGAUGCUGGUCUGGGAGUCCUGGCUUGGAGUAGGUAUUCUUUUUGGCGCUCUCGGUCCUUGAGCACGACUAUUACGACAUCGUGACACUUUACUCUCAUGAGGCAUGAGACAUGAGGUUGGAGGAACGGACGGAAUGGUUUUGGAUAAUAAUUAGAACGUAGUUGAAUGCAUUCUAGGAUGCUAAGAAACUCGAAAAGGGUAAUUAUAUGUGGAUUCUACUGUGUUG
Messenger RNA from Mytilinidion resinicola, 1910 nucleotides. RefSeq lists its product as uncharacterized. The transcript is spliced from 3 exons. Bases 380 to 1660 code for a protein of 426 amino acids. Lineage: Eukaryota; Fungi; Ascomycota; Dothideomycetes; Mytilinidiales; Mytilinidiaceae. The record is from RefSeq and is a predicted model, not a curated record.